AUGCCGCAUGUUUUGGAACUAAAGAGACGAACUGUUAUAAUUGCAUGUAAAUUGCGUCAAAUGCAGGGUCGUGGAUGGGGAAUUAGUCCCUAUAUACAAAAGGUUCUUUAUCUCACCGUUAUCGAGAGAAUGGUCACCUAUGCGGCUGCUAUAUGGGCUGAACCCAUGCAGGGUCGCAAAGUGCGCCACUUGCAAAGUCUCCAGCGUCAAUUUGCCUUACAGAUAACUAGGGCGUUUCGUACUACCUCAUCCAGUGCAUUAAAUGUCAUGGCGGGACUGAUCCCUCUUCAUCUACGUAUUCUGCAGGAAGCAGCAAUACAAUCCGUCAAGGUUUUGAAAAAACCUUUCAUCCUAUUUGAUGAACUUUUCACACCAUUGCACUAUGAACAACCCUCACAACAUUUGGAUGUGCAUCCAGUCCUUCAAGGAACAGGACUUCGGAUUUUCCUUAAGGACGACGUAACACUGCCACCUAUCCCAAGCAUUCAAUAUUACACUGAUGGAUCUAAAAUAGAUCAACAGACAGGCUGUGCCCUUGUAGCCUUUCAUAAUGGUCAGUCAAUUUAUCAGUGGCUGGGUCAUCUCCAUGGAAAUAAUAGUGUAUUUCAAGCGGAGGCCCUAGCCAUCCUCAAAGCAGUUCAACACUGUAAAACAAGUGGUGCUAUGGAGGCAAUAAUUAUCACUGAUAGUCUUUCGUCGCUUCAAGCGAUUCAAAACCCCAGACAUUCUUCUUCGCUUAUCUCGGACAUCCAAUGUGAACUUCGUAAUCAAGUGGGAAAUAACAUCACGCUAGCUUGGACUAAGGGCCAUGCUGGGGAUCACGGUAAUACUUUGGCAGAUAAGUUAGCCAAAUCAGCUGCCGAAAAUACCGAUGCCGAGGCUGAAGAAGUGAUUCUUAAGUGGCCAACAUCUCACUUAAAACGAGCUCUUCUUUUAAAAGUUAUAUCCCAAUGGCAACUAGAAUGGGAUACUGAUGAAACCGGUCGACGAACGUACAAUCAUAUUACGUAUGUGGAUCAAUGUCGUCAGAUAACAAAUCAUCAACUAGUAAGAUAUAUCUCGGGGCAUGGUCCAUUUCCAAGCUACUUUUACAAGCAUGGAAUUGCAAAUAGUGAAUAUUGUGUCUGCGGAACUCUAGGCAUACCUGAACAUUAUAUUACUACAUGCCCGUUAACGGAGGAAUUUCACAUUCCUUUCCCUGUGGAUAAUCAACUAGCAUUUA
Stegodyphus dumicola is the source of this 1222-nucleotide messenger RNA. RefSeq lists its product as uncharacterized. NCBI's taxonomy places the organism in Eukaryota, Metazoa, Arthropoda, Arachnida, Araneae, Eresidae. The record is from RefSeq and is a predicted model, not a curated record.